Messenger RNA from Aspergillus saccharolyticus JOP 1030-1, 1864 nucleotides. RefSeq names its product kinetochore-associated Ndc80 complex subunit NUF2 (gene nuf2). Gene Ontology annotation, molecular function: protein-containing complex binding. Gene Ontology annotation, biological process: attachment of mitotic spindle microtubules to kinetochore; meiotic chromosome segregation; mitotic spindle organization. The transcript is spliced from 4 exons. Gene Ontology annotation, cellular component: Ndc80 complex; kinetochore. The coding region runs from base 77 to 1471 and encodes 464 amino acids. NCBI's taxonomy places the organism in Eukaryota, Fungi, Ascomycota, Eurotiomycetes, Eurotiales, Aspergillaceae. The record is from RefSeq and is a predicted model, not a curated record.
UACGACCACUUCCGCACCGCAUCUUGUUUCGUUGAGAGCUCAGGUUUCGCCUUUAGAAGCGGAAUAUCUGUGCAAUAUGUCGUACGGUCACCGGAUGAGUCAACAGUUCCACAGCUCACAGCAGCACCACAAUAGAGGCGGUCGCAAGAAAGAAGAUGAGAACGAUGCUCUGAUGCGCCUGCCCGAUAAAGAGAUUGCAGGAUGUAUCAACGACAUCGGCAUACCCUUCACUGCCGCCGACCUGAUCAAACCAAACCCGCAACAGAUCCAGAUGGUUUUCGAGUGGUUCGCGGAACUCCUUAUGAAUAACACCCGCGAGACGGUCGAGCCGGCAAUGCGCGCGGCCGCAGAUGAUGUCUGCGGCGACUAUCCGGACAUUGUGCCCACGGAUACACGCAACUUGAUGGGUUUUUUUACCGGCUUGCGACGGCUGAUGAUGGAGUGCGGCGUCAACGAUUUCACCUUUACCGAUCUAACCAAGCCUACGCACGAUCGUCUUGUCAAGAUUUUCUCUUAUCUCAUCAACUUUGUCCGGUUCCGCGAGUCACAAACCCCUGUCAUCGACGAGCAUUUUAAUAAGGCGGAGAAGACGAAAGCGCGCAUCGACACGCUUUAUGGCGAAAAUCAGGAAAUGGAGCAACGCCUCGAGGAGAUGCGCCGGACUCUGAAAGCCAACGAAGCCCAAGUCAAGGAAAAGGUGCGGAGAAACGAUGAAUUGAAAGCACGGCUUCUCGAAUUGAGGCGAAACCAGGAACGGGUGGCGGAGACGCUGGAGCGCGUCAAGGCGGACAAGGCCAGACGACAGGCCCAGCUCGAAGAGAAAACGGAGAGAGUGGUGCGCACCCGGCAGGAGGUCGAAAAGCUACGGCCUUACGUGAUGGACAGCCCUGUCUCUCUGCAGUCAUCCCUGGCUGAGCUCUCCGAGAGCCUACACCGUGAGAAAGCUCAGAUCGAUGCUAUGGAGAAACGGGCAAGAGCUUUGCAGACUUCGUCCGAUACGUUCAGUGUCGUCAGUAAUGAUGUACAGGCAUGUGUAAAGCUUCUCGAGGAUAUCUCCGUUGAGCUUCAGAAAGAAGAGGAAGAAGAAUCCCGGGCCUCUAGAAACAGAGAAGCCAUCUCUGAAAGGGGCAACAGCGUGAGGGAAGUGGAACAGACGGAGAAAUUACUACAACGGCAAUUGACGCGGUGGAACGAACGAAUUGAGACUCUAAGGAAGAAUGCCCAAGAGAAGGCCGAGGCAGCGCAAGCCCGCAUGGAGGAGCUCCGGGAGGUCCAAAAGCAGCUUCGUGAGGAGCGAGCAGAGAAGCAGCGCGACAUGGAACGCCGAAGAAUUCGAAUCGAACAAACUGAGAAGAAGAUGGCGGAUUUGAAAGAGAACAUUGAAAGUGAAAUCCAAGGCGCGCAUGACGAGUACUUGAAGCUGGAGUCGCAUAUCAAACUCUACAUCACUGAUAUGGAAAAAUGCUUAUGAUCUUCUGAGGCAAUCUGUAAGGAGGCGAAGGUUCGGGAGUUUAUGGAUUGGUUUCUAGGAUACCCGUUGUUUGAGACAUUGCAUUGUGGGAGUCUUUCGUUACUGUUAUCAAAUAUCCUUGUCCUGUUUCUAUAUCUCUACAUCAGUUUUAACAUUAGCCCCCGCAUCACCUAUAGUGUCUGCGAUGGCAUACUCUCUCUCGAGGAACUCGAACCAACGUUCUGCGACACGUUUUACGGGUACAGUUCGUCUGAAGAGGGCUGUUUCUUCAGAAACCCGCACAGUACUAUUGAGCAAGGGUACUUGCAUAUUCCACAGUGAGGAAUCAGGAGGCGUUGAAUCCUGGCAUUCGCACAGAAUCAGGUUCAUGCCUGCUUUGAAGGAGGUCUCUGC